ACUGACAACAGGUAAAAGGUGUUAGCAAUAAUUUGACCACAAAUUUAAAAAGGUUCUUAUGCCAAAACAAAAUAAUGGAGCUGAAUUAAUUUCAGUUUCUCACGUCUGUUGCCGUCAGUUUAUCAAUCACUCAAAUCUCAAAUUUCUCUGCCGCGCACGGCCGUUUCCGGUGACCCUCUUUCUUCAACCACCGAAUUUGAAUACUCCAAUCAUUCUUAGCAUUUACAUAUUGUAAAUAAAAAAUUAUGGAAGCUCAAAGAGUACAAUUAUUAGCUGAAAAAGGCGAAAUAACAGUACCAUCACAAUACAUACAACCGCCGGAUACCAGACCACAAAACCCUAACGCUAACGUAAAGGAGGCAGAAGUACCAGUAAUCGAUCUGAGUUCACGUUCGAACCUUCUAGAAAAAAUGAAGAAAGCGUGCAAAGAAUGGGGAGCAUUUCAAGUAAUAAAUCAUAAGGUACCGAUUUGUUUGCUUGAUGAUAUGAGGAGAGUUGGUAGGAAUUUUUUUGAAGGUUGUGAAAUGGAAGAGAAGCUUAGGUAUUCAUGUGAUUCGAGUUCUCCUGCUUCUGAAGGUUAUGGAAGUCGAAUGUUAGUUGAGUCGAAUGAGACGGUGUUGGAUUGGAGAGAUUAUUUUGAUCAUCAUACUCUUCCGUUGUCUCGUCGUGAUCCUUCUCAUUGGCCUGAAUCUCCUGCUGAUUACAGGAAAGUUGUAGCAGAAUAUAGCGAUCACAUGAAAUCCCUUGCUCAGGAACUUCUUGGUUUAGUUUCGGAGAGUCUAGGCUUGACAUGUCAGUGUAUAGAAAAUAUUGUUGGGGAUUUUUACCAAAAUAUCACUAUUAGUUACUAUCCACCCUGCCCUCAACCGGAGCUUACUCUUGGACUGCAAUCACAUUCUGACAUGGGUGCCAUUACUCUUCUCAUCCAAGAUGAUGUGGGAGGUCUUGAGGUUUUCAAUAAUGAAGAAUGGGUUACUGUUAAACCAAUGUCAAAUGCUAUCUGUGUGAUCUUAGCUGACCAAACUGAGAUUAUAACUAAUGGCGAGUACAGAAGUGCUCAACAUCGCGCACUGACAAACGCUAAGAGAUCCCGGCUAUCAGUUGCCACAUUUCAUGAUCCUGCCAAGGCCAGGCAAAUAUCCCCUGCCUUCCAUCCACCUAGAUAUCGCCCAGUGAUUUAUGGCGACUAUGUUUCGUCAUGGUACACUAAAGGGCCAGAAGGGAAGAGGAAUCUUGAUGCACUUCUAAUUUAAUUGUUUUAACUUCUUUUUCUGCGGUUAUUCAUUCAACUUAGGAUGAGUGCUCAUUGUGUUACUUUGACCAACAUUUGUGGUCCAUGCAGAGUUUGAUGAAUAAUAGUGUACAGUUGUUAGGAGCGGCAAAUGGGCGGUUUGAGUCAAGCUGGACUGAAUCAAUAAAUGGUCAUUUGCCACUUCCAAAAAUUCCGCCAAAGUCUACUUGGGUUAAGAUGGAUUGUGUCAAGAUGGGCUAAACAAUGGGUUCUAGUUCAACUCUCA
Capsicum annuum is the source of this 1517-nucleotide messenger RNA. RefSeq names its product jasmonate-induced oxygenase 4. The transcript is spliced from 3 exons. The record is from RefSeq and is a predicted model, not a curated record. The coding region runs from base 246 to 1253 and encodes 335 amino acids. NCBI's taxonomy places the organism in Eukaryota, Viridiplantae, Streptophyta, Magnoliopsida, Solanales, Solanaceae.